Molecule: messenger RNA, 2066 nt
Organism: Paramecium sonneborni
Lineage: Eukaryota; Ciliophora; Oligohymenophorea; Peniculida; Parameciidae
Source: the annotation of a GenBank genome assembly
UUUUAUUAUUUUAAAAAACUUGAGAGAGCGCCUUGUAUAAUGAUAGAAGACAUUUAUCCAUUAUUUGGUUGGAACGAGCCUGUUCCUAGAGAGUUUAAAGAAAUAUUUUAAAAGUGUAUAAAGAAAGACUCAGAAAUAGGACAAGAUUGUAAUUCAAGAAAGUGUAGUAGUACAUUAGAAGAAUCAUUAAGUAUAUGAUAGUAAUAAACAAGUAGUUGUUGAUGAAGAUUAUGAAAUAAUAGGAAAGAGUUAGAAUGAGAAUUCAAUAUGUCCAAUGUGUUAUUAGAAUGUGUAACUGGGUAACACUCAAAUAUACUCAAAUCAUCUAUCACUCUACUUUGACGUUCAUACCUAAUGUGCAUUGAUAUGUAAAUAAAAACCCACAUCUUUGGCCCUCCUAAAUGAACACAUCCAAUCGGCUAAAUUUAUUUAGCGUGUUCCUAUUGACUAUGACCUACUGGAUCUCAAUAUCAAAACAUUCGUAGAGUUCUAAGUAUUUCAUACAAUUGCCUAAAAACCAUUCCUUCAUCUAACACAUUCAACUACACUCAAAUAAAAAAAAACCACUUCCAUCCUAAUUGAUUAUGCUAAUCUCAGAGAAUACUAUGGUAAACGUUCAAAGUAUAUCAUUCCAUUCCUCUAAGGACGCAUACUAAUUUAAUUGUACAUUAUAGAUGCUAAUCUCAUGUAGGAAGGUAAAAGUCUACGUACCUUUGAAUUCUAUUACAAUGCAGAAUAAGCAACUAUUGACGAUUACAUUUCCUUUGAAUCUGAUGGAGUAUGUAUCUCCAUGUAAUUACAAUAAGAACCUAUACAAUUAUCCAUUAAAUCACUUCAAAUUACAUUACCAACUGAAUUUAAUACUACUUUAUAUAAAUAAUCACCCAAGUCUUCCCCUAUCAUUGAUUCAUUCCUAUUCUCACCUAAAUUGCAUAAUUUCACUCCUUAAGUAACACCACUACAAACUAGAGUUCGUUUACAAAGCUUUCAAUUAGAAGAAUCAAAUUAAACUAUUUAAAAUCCUGUGGAUGAAUGGACUGAAGACCUAUAAAAUUUAGAAUAAAUUAGAGGAAACAUUGUUAACUUUGUCAAAACUUAACAUGGUAGUAGAUUAAUAUAAAAGUACUUUACUAUAUGUACAUAAAUUGAAUUAGAUUAAAUCUUAUAAGAAAUUGCACCACAUCUACCAGAUUUAAUGAUAGAUCCAUAUGCUAAUUAUAUGUUUGCUAGUCUAAGUCAGAGUUGUGCUCCUCAUUAAAGAUUAUACAUCUUAUAAACUGUACAUAUAUCUAAUUACCUAGAUUGGAAAUCGACUUGUUGAUAUUGCUUGUGAUAAAAAAGGAACACAUUCUAUUUAGUCUCUUGUUUCACUUAUCUCUUCCAAAUAAGAAGAAGAAAUGGUCGAAAAUAAUAUUAAAAAUAAUAUCAUCACUCUUACAUUAGAUAAUCAAGGAACUCAUCUUAUUAAGAAAAUUAUCACACGUUUCUCUGAAGAUAGACUUCAUCAUAUCUUUCAUAAAUUAAUGGAUAGAUUCAUCUUAAUUGUUAAUCAUCAAUUUGGAUUAUGUGUUCUUAAAGAUUUAAUUACUAAAUUUAAAAACAAUCCCGAUAAAUCUAAUAUCAUUAUUAAUAAAAUUAAAGAACAUUUAGAAGAAAUUGUUUAAGAUCCCUUUGGAAAUUAUGGAGUAUAACAUGCUAUUGAUGUAUAUAUUAAUAUAACACUAUAGAUCUAUGGAGAUUAUAGAUGUACCUCCAUCAUUGAUAAAAUACUACUCAAAUUAAUACAACUUUCUAUUCAUAAAUAUUCAUCUAAUGUUGUUGAAAAAUGUAUUCUAGAAACCUCUCCUAAAACUCAAAAAAGAUUCAUUAAAUAACUAUCCUAAGACAUCAUCUGUCUAGAAUUAAUGAAAAAUAAAUUUGGCACUUUUGUACUACAAAAAGCAUUACAAGAAGCUGAUAAAUUAAAUGAAGCAGAUACUUUAUAAUAAGCACUUUGUCGCAAUCUACCUUCCAUUUAUACUCAAAAUAUUAGAUAAAAAUGGAUUGAAUACUUAUAAAAGAAGUGA